Molecule: messenger RNA, 3461 nt
Organism: Misgurnus anguillicaudatus (oriental weatherfish)
Lineage: Eukaryota; Metazoa; Chordata; Actinopteri; Cypriniformes; Cobitidae
Gene: bach1b
Product: BTB and CNC homology 1, basic leucine zipper transcription factor 1 b
Biological process (GO): regulation of transcription by RNA polymerase II
Molecular function (GO): RNA polymerase II cis-regulatory region sequence-specific DNA binding; DNA-binding transcription factor activity, RNA polymerase II-specific; protein binding
Source: RefSeq, a predicted model, not a curated record
GAAAUCCUAGUCAGUAUGUUGUAACAAUACCAACUUUUACUAUCACUCUCCAAAUGACAGGUGAGUAUUAACAGGCUGUGGGCUUAUAUGUUAUGUAUGUUGAUGGAGGCGGAAAGACACGAGCAAACUGAACUUUACAGAUUAACUCAACAUGUCUGUGGAGAGGUCGAAAUCCUCGCAGUUUACCUUCCAGUCAUCUGUGCACAGUUCUCACGUUCUGCAAUGUCUAAAUGAGCAAAGGAAGAAAGAUCUUCUGUGUGAUGUCACGGUUGUGGCGGAGAACCACAGUUUCCGAGCCCACCGUGCGGUACUGGCCACGUGCAGUGAUUUCCUCAGUGCUCGUGUAUCUGGUAUUACCACGCCCGAAGGACUUGUCAUCAACCUACCUGAUGAGGUGACUGCAGAGGGAUUUGAACCCUUACUGGAGUUUGCCUACACCUCUAAACUUACCUUUACCAAAGAGAACGUGCUUGAACUUCGUAACUGCGCGUCUGUCCUUGGUUUCAAGAACUUGGACAAAGCCUGCUUCGACUUCCUUCUCCCCAAGUUUUUCGACAGCAGCAGAAGUGCGUCCAACAUCCAGAGGAAGCGAUGCUGCAAGACCAAAUGCUGCAAAGGGCGGGAGGCUUUGGUUAGCGGGGAUGACGUCAUCGAUGAAGAUAAAACGAUACUGCAGCCCUCACAGUCUCUACUUCAGGAAAAGGAGGCAUCACGUCCUUCUUCUACGCCUAUUGAGGAUGUAAUAGGAAGUGACAAUGGCCAAACUGAGAAACAUACAACCUACUCCCUCUUAUGUCCCAAAUACAGAAAGUUUCAGAUAGCUUGCGGAAAGGAGCGAUCGUGUCCGGAUGUCUGUGGCUUGGAAUCCGUCCCCACGUCUCUUGCGAGACCAGAAGACAGUUGUCCCCUAAGCUGCCCUCCUUGCUCAAGCAAUGGAGACUGUAGCCAAUCAUCACAAUCUAUUUGUGACUUGGGUAAUGAAGGAAUGUCCUCUGUCUCAGGAACGAAUGAUGUUGCGAUUAACUACAACAGUAACAUUGAAUCUUGCCCAUCGUACCAAAGCGACACCAUUAGGAGCAGAGAAGAGAUAGAAGUAGCCAAACAGCUCACGGUCUGGCCGGAUGUUUGUCCCACCCAGGCGUCUCCGUCCAACCUAGACAUGGUGGAGAAAACUUCCAGGUGUCAAAUGAACUGUCACCUGGAUCCAAUGACAAUGGAGUGUCCGUUUCUGCAGAGCUUUGGCGCUGUGGGUGCUCAACUACACCAUGUUGAUGUCGGAGCCACGUCACAGGGUAGUCCUUACAUGCACUCCAACCAAUCAGGGGAGGACUCUGAUAGUUUUGACACGGAGGGGGACAGUGAGUCUUACAGCAAUGAAAAACUAUCUGAGAUGGCUCUGCCGUUCUCUGUAGAGCAGAUCGUGUCGCUGAACAGGAAUGACUUUCAGCAGAUGCUGAAGCAGCAGUGCUUGACGCGGGAGCAGCUCGAUUUCGUGCACGACAUCCGCAGGCGGAGCAAGAACCGUAUUGCGGCCCGUCGAUGUCGCAAGAGGAAACUCGACUGCAUUUACAACCUCGAGUGUGAAAUUCAAAAGCUGCGGAACGAACACGAUAAGCUGACGGCCGAAAGGAUGCAGCUGAAUCAGAUGAAGCUAAAGACCUGGCAGUGUUAUUCCGGUCUGUAUGAUAGGGUUUGUGCCGAAGCAGCCCUCAAACCAGAGCAACUUCAGGUGCUGGCCAAAUAUUCCUCUCCAGACUGCCCACUAUCAGCCUUCCUCUGCCCCUCCUCAGACCUCUCUCAGAGCCCCGACCUCCAGCCCCUGACUUCAGGCUACUCCCAGCAUUUCUCUGCACGCACCUGCUGCUCUGAAGCCAACGCACCUGUCGGUUCCUUAAUAGAAACCACAGCUGGUGUUUCUCAAUCAAGCUUUAUAAACCUCUUGCCUACAAGGCCCACCGAAUCUCAGUCACAAACCUGUCAGGCUAACAGCUCACCUUCAGAGAAAACUGCGUGCGGUUCAAUCAUAAAACUUAGCACGGAUCUCAUCAACAACCAGGAAACGGACGAAUAACCAAACAGAUGCAGGUUGAAGGACCACAAAAACUCAAUGAAGAUUUUAUUUUUGUAUAAAUCACGCAAACUCGACGCAGGUACAUUUAACAAAUGUGAUAUCACUACUGUUCUUGUGUGAUCGCAUGUUGUACAUCUGAUCUUUCUUACUCAGCAUACACUUUUGUGUGCACUGUAUGUGAGGUAUUUCUCCACGUAAAUCAAUCAUGUUUUUAGUCUUAACACACACAUCAACAGAACACUUAAAAUAGUGACCCUGCCUGUGAAAACCCAGCUAAAGUCAUUUACUGUUUUCAACAUAAAAUCAUUCGGUGAAAAUAUAACCUUGAUAUCUUUAAUAUUGACUUAGGUCAUGUCAAAGAUUGAAAUGAAAAUGAAAUCAAUAAUUGAAAUCGAACUUUAAUGCUCAUAAUCUCAUUUAUUUAUGAGACUUUAGUCUAGAUUGCACAGACAGGGUCACAUUUAAUCUGCCUCAAUUCACAGGAUAAAGAUUUCGGGACUCGUACACAACACACCUCAAUAUUUCUCUCAAUAUUUUCUUUAUGUUCUCAGGGUGACACUGCAUUCCAGGUAAUAGGUGCUGUAAUAGGAACCAAAUAUCUGUUUUGUUGAAGCUGUGACGUUAACCAAAUCAUAUAUUAGGAGAAUAUUUACUGUCUUAAAGUGAAUGCUGAGGUGUCAGAACUGCACAUGCUGUAGUUUCUUUCAAUUAUUGGUGUAAAUGAAGAUGAUGUACAUAUUACAGAUUUACAAACUGGAUAAUUCCACUCUUCAUUGCUUGGGCCCAAUUUAUAUAAUCCCUCGGUUUCACAGACAAGGCUUAAGACUAGUCCUAAACUAAAACACAUGUUUAAACUGUCUCAACUGAAAAUAACUUGCACUGACGGAGCUUAAAAAUUGCAACUACCUUUGAUUUGUCUUAAGAUACACAAUAAUUAGGGCUGUCCAAAAAUAUCGAUACAGCUAACUAUCGUGAUACAUUUUUUCAUGAUAGUGUAUCAAUAUUUCUACUAACAAUAUUUAAAAUUCAAAUCCCUCUGUGUGCGUCAAAUGACCUCCGCCGCCACUGUAGUUGUCGCUGUCCAUUUGUCUGUCAUAUACGACCAUUCGGCCAAUGUUUCAGAAGUUAGCGGGAGUGAGAAAAUGGCAGAAAAUUUUUAAAAUGCCUGCAGCUUUCAAAGCCGACGUGUGGACGCACUUUGGCUUUAAAAUUUUUUUUUUUUACAUUUUUGAUAAAAAAAGAAAAAGUAUUGCAAUGCAUCGUAACGUGCAACGUAUUGUAUCGUAUCGCGAUACAUUGUAUCAUGCAUCGUGAUACGUAUUGUAUCGUGAGGCCCUUGCCAAUACCCAGCCCUACCAAUAAUGUCUUUUUCUAAGGCCUGUUUAUAAAA